Messenger RNA from Fonticula alba, 1727 nucleotides. RefSeq lists its product as hypothetical. Gene Ontology annotation, biological process: protein deubiquitination. Gene Ontology annotation, molecular function: deubiquitinase activity. The transcript is spliced from 3 exons. Lineage: Eukaryota; Rotosphaerida; Fonticulaceae. The record is from RefSeq and is a predicted model, not a curated record. The coding region runs from base 473 to 1447 and encodes 324 amino acids.
CUGGUGGCGCUCAUUGGUGCUGAGAAAUAAGUGGCAGGCACGCUCCACCCCUGGAGCCGGUCGCAGCGGCGAAUUCCCGGGCGGAGCGCCGCCGAACAAUCUUCCCGAGCAAGGGGCCCCCGGGCCCAUCCCCGCGCAUCCGCAGCCGAGAUCUGGCACACCAGCCGUGGAGCUGAGGACCGGACCGAGGACACAUCCGGGGCAGGGAGGUAGCUGGUGCGGGGCCGUCCAUUUUUCCGCCGCCGGGCCUGUGCCAUCGCCGGGCGGCGAUCUCGCGCCAGCGUCCUCCUCGUCCUCCUCCCGCUUCUCCUGCCCCUCCUCUUCCUCCACACGUCCACACUUCUUGCUUCAGCUUGGCCCCUCUCCCUGCGGCCCCGCCAACAUACUCCUCCGUGACGCCUCUCCGGGGUCCUCGAGCUCCACCUCUGUUCUUGUUGUCGCCUCGCUCUCGGCGAUCGCCCUCCUCUCUGGCAUGGCUUAUACUCUCAGCCGUGGCCGCGUGUCCGAUGACUCGUACUCGCAACGGGUGAAGGGCACCGGACCGACGCCGGCCCCCGGGGCGGACGCCCUCCACCGGCCAGCCGGCGCCCCAGCCAAUGGCCCUCAAUCCGGGCGACCGGUUUUCUUGAAUGUCUACGAUCUUUUCUCAAAGAACCAGCCCCUGUAUCACAUCGGCCUUGGUGUCUUCCACUCGGGGGUACAAAUCUUGGACCGGGAGUUCUGCUUCGGCGGGCACCCCUACAACUCGACCGGCAUCUUCGAGUGCCCCCCUCGCAACAUCGAGGGCGCUGUCUAUCGCGAAUCCAUCCUCAUGGGGUACACCUCCCUCUCGGACGCGGAAAUCAUCGCCUACCUCGAUGAGAUGGGCUCCACCCUAUACACUGGUUCGCAGUACAGUCUGAUCGGCCGAAACUGCAACCACUUCGCCUCGGAGUUCGCCACCUUCCUCACUGGGACUCCCUCCCCGGGCUGGGUCAACCGCCUGGCUCGCUUUGCCACGGCUGUUCCCUGUCUGGUGCCGCAGUUCCUGAUUGAGCCGCCCACGGCGGAUUUCUAUGAGCAGAUGGGCAUGAGCCCGCCACCUCCGCCACCACCGAUUUCUGGCUCGUCCAGCAAUGCCACCGGCCGGGGGGGUUCCUCUGCCGGGGCAGCCCGGCAGCAGGUCCCUGGCGGUGGCCCUCGGCCGAUCAACACCAUGACCGGGCCAUCGCGCACCCUCGGUGAUGGCGGAGCCGUGUCGACUGGCAGCAGCCCGGGCAUGCGGUCGCGCACGGUGGCCGGCCUCUCCUCGCACUCCGGGGCCACAACCGCCUCGGCGGGCGCCUCUUCCAGCACAUCCUUCCAGCGCCUGUCCUCGGUAAAUGCCUCCUCCUCAUCGGCGCAUGCGGCGCAUCUUGUGGCCAGCACCACGGCCGCCAACAGCAUGGACUCCAUGCAGGAUCUCUGACAAGGGGAAGAAAACACAUGUGACCGGAGGGGCGGGCAGGGGAUCGACCUCUCUUCCCUUUUUCUCAUGCUUGGGCACACGUAUGUUUGUGUGUGGGUGUGUGUGUGCGCGCGUGUAUAUGACUGUCUUUGAGCAUGCAUUUGAUCAUCCCAUCACUCCCAUGUCCGAGUGCGUGCAUGUGUGCAUGCACACGCAGAGGCCUUUCUCGUCUCCCUUCUGCCUCUCCCUCGCAGAAUGUACAUUCUCCCUCCUCUGCCUGGCCUAUAUGCAGGGAUUCGUA